AUGCGUACAGCCGAUGAUCGCCGGUCGCGAUCCCCGGCAACUCGCCGAAACGGCACGCUGCAGUCAUGCGAGCCAUGUCGGCGGUCGAAACAGCGAUGCGACCAUGAACGGCCCGUUUGCCGCAGAUGCACCGCAAAGAGGAUCACCGACCAAUGUUUCUACCAUCCAGCCCCGAUGACCCGCCGGAGAGCCUCGGACCAUACCGGUUCGAAUGCAAAUUUGGCCUCAUCGAGAAGGCUGACUAGUCAGCCAACCUCCAAUGCUUCGAGUCCCGGCUCAGGCCCUUUGCAUGGCGGGCGUUUAUACGCACCAUUAGAAGCGCCUUCUGCACUGCCGGGAUACAUGGGCUCCACGAGCUUCACCGCGGUCCUGGCAGAGCAUCGUAAUGAGAUCGCAUUUGAGCAGGACGAGAAUGUGGAGUCAUGCCCGGUGUUGGUUGUGGAGCCAGAUCGAGUCCAGUCCGGAGCCGAGGUUUUGCUUUUCCUGUACAAUCUGAAAGACCGUCGCAAACUAGUUGACAGGUUCCACCUGCGGUCAUGGAAUACGGUUGUACCAAAGAUUGUUCUGGAUGCUAUCAUGGACUCCAUUGACGAAAUCUUUAGCGGGUUUAAUGCCAAUGAUCUGAUGCCCCAACUGCAGAGUCUGGCCACUCAGAUCUUUCAGAAUUCCUCGCGAGCAUUGACUACGCAUCAGUCAAUGACUAUAAAGGAGUAUUGCGCUUCGUUCACAGGCCGGAAUACUCGUUGGGAAGCACUGGGGAAUAUUUUUACUCUGUGCGGCCAGCAGCUAGUGAUCACCCCCGAUAACGACCCUGCCGUUACCCAGGGAGAUGACCCAGGAGCUAAGGAUCGAUUAUUGGAACAAGUGACAGUGGCCAGUACAAUUUGUCUCAAUUUUUGUGACCAGGCCUCCGCUGCUAAUGAAAUGCUGGCGUGUCUGCAGUAUAACGAUGUCAUGUUACGAACACAGCUCUAUGGAGACUCGAGCUACCAAGCAUGGCGACGACUUGGUGAUCUCACAGCUACCAUCUACGCCGCUGGAUUGCAUGUGGAAUCUGAAAACUCAGAUGAUUGCCCUUUCUUCCUUCGGCAAUGGCGCCGAUGCUGCUUUACAUCAGCAUUUUACAUGGACAAAAUGAUGGCUACUUUCGUUGGCCGGCCACCACUACUGAAUUACCGAUACUGCACGUUAACUCCUCCUUUGGAUUUAAGUGAUGAAGCCCUUGUAGAAGGGGGCGAAGUUCUGGAUCAAGCUAUGUCAGAGCUUGACAGUGCAGGCUGGAGCACAAAGGGGAUUCGUCACCGAAUGUCAACGGGGCGAAUUCGAUUUCAACUAUCCGUCUUUAGAGAAAGAACACUGGAGAUCGCAUUGGCUAGCCACGAGCCACGGGAUUUGAUUCAAAAGUGCAAUGAAAUUCGUGAUGGUGUACGUGCAGUGUGGGAGUCGACUCCAGACAACCUCCGAUAUGAUCGAAGGCCAAGAGAUGAUUUCCACCAUGGGUGGUUGACUAUUGUUUACCUCUAUCUCAACUACUUGUACACCUGCUUCCUGCUUCAGCGAGCCUUGAUCAAGCAUACGAAUACUGGACAGGAGUCGCUCUGUGAUAUCUCGCGCCAGGUUCUGGGUAUCGUGAACAGCAUCACCACAAUGCGCAAUCCGAUGGUGGACCUUGACCGGCAUUACUCAUGGAUUGCUCUUACAUACGGUGUCCCAAGCUCCGGUGUUCUUCUACUGGAACUUCUACAUCAGUCUCACAAACCCGGACCACACAAAGUUGUCCUUCCACGAGCCGAGCUAGUCCGCAACCUAAGCGUGUUCAUCUCGAUGCUUUCUUGGAUUGCACGACCCGGGCAUGGCAAUUAUCGCGAAUGCAAAGAAGCCGAGAAGAAUCUGUCUCGCAUCUUGGACCAGGUCCUCGACCCACAGCCUGUUCAUCCAGAGAUGGUCCAUGAUGUCACGUCCGAACUAUCUAGCUUCUUGAAUUGGUCAAAUUCCAACAGCUGGGACCUUAGCUCGGAAUAUUUCCCUGCGGCGAAUUCGUUUGUCCCAUGA
Messenger RNA from Penicillium subrubescens, 2052 nucleotides. RefSeq names its product putative C6 transcription factor. Gene Ontology annotation, molecular function: DNA-binding transcription factor activity, RNA polymerase II-specific; zinc ion binding; DNA binding. The transcript has 5 exons. Gene Ontology annotation, cellular component: nucleus. Bases 1 to 2052 code for a protein of 683 amino acids. Lineage: Eukaryota; Fungi; Ascomycota; Eurotiomycetes; Eurotiales; Aspergillaceae. Gene Ontology annotation, biological process: DNA-templated transcription; regulation of DNA-templated transcription. The record is from RefSeq and is a predicted model, not a curated record.